AUGUCAGUUCUCUCUAUCUCACAAUGAUAAGUGUGGCCCCACUUGUCAGGAGUAACCAAGCGAAUAAUUUUACAGGAAAAUAAGAACGUUGUUGGGAACAAGUGGACCCCACACUUUAUUGUAGUGAGAUAGAGGGAGAGCUGGCAUGUUGGUUCAUAGGUAUUUAUGUCAUUAUAACAUGGCAAAAGAGAUUUGAGAUCACAAUAAUGGUGUCCAGUGGCAUUUUUGUGCAUGUGUCUAACGAAGCAAUGGCAUUUUUGAGCAGUUGAAAUUCCUAGUGGCAAAACUAAGUAGUGAGACACAACCGGUGGCAUAAAUGAUAAAAACCCUUAUUAGUAAAGAGAAUGGAGAACAUGUGGAGGAGGUUGCAAGUAGUUAUUUCAACGAGCUUGUCAACAGGAGCCUUAUUCAACCUGUAAGAUUUGACAACUGUGGAUUGGUGACACAUUGCAAAGUUCAUGAUAUGAUGCGUGAUCUUAUCUUGUAUAAAUGUGCAGAAGAGAAUUUUCUCACCAUAGUGGAUGACCCUCAAGCCAUCACAAAACUGGAUAACAAGGUUCGUCGACUGUCUCUCCACCUGCAUGACGAUUGUGAAACUGAUCGAACAAAGUUAUGGGGUAACAUUAGUCUGUCCCAAGUUCGGACUUUUAUGACCUUUACUUAUUGUGAGGAUAUGCCUCCUCUGUCACUGUUCAAAUUCCUUCGAGUUCUGCAUAUUGAACAUUAUGGAGUUAAUAGAGUUGACUUGACUGGACUGCCUAACAUGCACCAGCUGAGAUAUUUAGCGGUUCAUGAUGGUUGGGAUGUCGAGCUACCAACACAGAUCACAGGGCUACGACACUUGGAAACAUUUGAUGUAUAUGAAAAUGUCCGUCAUCCAUUCGACAUAGUUCAUCUACCAUGCCUGAUGUUCUUGAAUGUGAGUUGGUAUGCCGCUCGAACACCUUAUGGCAUUGGUAACAUGAAGUCCCUGCGAUAUGUAGAAGAUUUCAAUUUGAUGGACAACUCAAUAGAUAACAUCGAGAGUCUUGGAGAGCUAGCCAGUCUGAGAGUUAUAUCAGUAUACGGCUACCGGCCUUAUGCGGCCAGCAUGAAUAGACGCAUGGAUGCUCUGUGCUCUUCUUUGGGGAAAGUCGGUAUCAGCUUGGAGUACCUGGGUUUGUAUAUCGAAGGCUGCGUGGAUGCCUUGAUGGACUUGUCACCUCCUCCUCGCCGCCUUGAGAGACUCUGGAUGGGUGAUAGGAUAAAAGAUUACAUUGAUGGGGAACUUGAUCCUCCCGAUUGGCCGGCAGAACUGGGCAGCUCCUUUUUCUCGGGCCAUGGUUGGAAUGCAGAUGCGGAUGAGUGCUGCUUCUUUUCCAGGGUCCCUAAUUGGAUGGGGGAACUCAGUAACCUCAAAGAACUGGAAAUCAAUGUCAUCAAGCCUGAUGUUGGCAUUCUGGCAGAAUUGCCUGCCCUCACUUUGCUCAGAAUAUACAUCAUCCAAGGAUUAAGAGAAUUCUUUGUCAUCCACGCGAGAGAAUUCCCUGUUCUAAAACAUUUAGAACUCCGGUUGAGCAGCCCGUCGUACCUGGCCUUCCAGGCUGGUGCAAUGCCCAAGCUCCAGUGGCUCAGGCUGCAGUUCAGCAGUGUAGGGUGUCACCAGAACGCGCGUGGACCAGCCGGCAUGCAGCACUUGUCAGCGCUUGAAGAUUUUUUCGCAAUAAGUAACAGCGACUACCGUGCUACGGAGUAUGAAAAGACAUGUGCCGAGUCUGCCUUGAAGGGUGCUAUCAAGUUGCAUCCCAAGCAUCCUCGCCUUCACAUCAACAGUUCGUAUGAUCAUUAUUUUAAGUAGGUGUCUUUACCGUCUGAUGAUUCUGGUGGCACGGCGGCGCCUCUGAACCGGGGUGCUGACGGCAUCUGAUGAUGACUCCUAUUCCAUGUGCUACCAAUACCAUACCCCCGUCAACUCAAGUCUGAGCCGUUGUUGGAGAAGAACUCAGCAGUAUGCAGCAGUUUGCAAUC
Molecule: messenger RNA, 2007 nt
Organism: Triticum aestivum (bread wheat)
Lineage: Eukaryota; Viridiplantae; Streptophyta; Magnoliopsida; Poales; Poaceae
Product: disease resistance protein RGA5-like
Exons: 1
Coding region: 317-1837 (506 amino acids)
Biological process (GO): defense response to other organism
Source: RefSeq, a predicted model, not a curated record